This is a messenger RNA of Cyclocybe aegerita, 804 nucleotides long. Lineage: Eukaryota; Fungi; Basidiomycota; Agaricomycetes; Agaricales; Hemipholiotaceae. The record is from the annotation of a GenBank genome assembly.
AUGUCCCACCAACCCACCGACAGACCCUCUGGAAUUAGUUUUCCCAACCGUCAUGACAAGUAUUAUAUCGAUGGCGCUGACCUUCAUGUGCUAGUCGGCCACCGCGACAAAACGUUGUUCCGCGUUCACGGAUACUUUUUCUCCCGCGAGUCCAAAGCAUUCGACAGAAAGAACAAGGGCCAGACGGACAGUGAUCCUGUCACCUUGGACGAUGUUUCCCCUGAGGAAUUUGCAAAGCUAUUAUGGGUUUUCUAUAAUCCACGGUAUUCUAUUUACGAAGCGACCAUAGGCGACUGGACAGACAUCCUAAAUCUAGCCAAUAAAUGGAGCUUCCCUGAGGUCAAGGAGCUCGCCGUGCGCGAAUUACAGAAAAAGACGGAUAUAGACCUGGUGAACAGGAUAGCUAUAUACCGAAAGUUCAACGUCCACCCUCGUCACCUCGUACCUCUCUAUGCGCAACUCUGUUCGCGUCCCAUUCCUCUCUCUGAGCAAGAAUCCCACAUCCUCGGCCUGGAAGCGACGCUACUGAUCAUGACCACAAGAGAGAAGCUUCGCGCGAAGCCGUCUGAUGGCGGCUUGAGCCCGUUGCCUCGAGGAACGGAGGAAAAUGACAUAUUCCGCGCUCUAGAGGCAAAAUUGGACAUACAAGCAGGGUCGACGAAUUUCGGUGGCCCAAGUACAACAUCUUCUCCUACCUCGGACACCAAGCCCAACAAUCCAUCCAAUCAAAAUCCUGGUCAAGGUAGCACCGGUCGUCCCAGUGGCAGUGGAAAGCCGACGGUCAAUGGCAAGCCCGGUAAAUGA